Brettanomyces bruxellensis is the source of this 636-nucleotide messenger RNA. RefSeq lists its product as uncharacterized. Lineage: Eukaryota; Fungi; Ascomycota; Pichiomycetes; Pichiales; Pichiaceae. The record is from RefSeq and is a predicted model, not a curated record. The coding region runs from base 1 to 636 and encodes 211 amino acids. The transcript has a single exon.
AUGUCGCAAUCAAGCAUACAGGAAACAAGCUUUGAAAUCAAAGUCUCGGGCCCUUCACUAAUAAAGCGUAGGGGAAAUGCAAGAGUAGCUUCAGAUCAUGUUGAUGCUUUAGCUGAGAUCAGUCAGCUUAGCGAUUUUGAAAGAUCUUUUUGUGCCACCAUUGAUAAUGCGAAAUCUGCUGGCAAUUUCCAGAAAGAGGAGAGUGACUCUAAUAAAUCAAGGAAUGAAAGUUUAAUGCCACUCAAUCAACCAUAUGACAACGCACUGCUUGAUAUUCCGUACUCUUCCAUUACAAAAAGUGAGGCCGAAAAGACACCAAGUUUGGUCAGUUCUUUACAUAGUCUUAAUACAAGGCAUUCUUACGAUAUCACGUUUCCAAAAUGUUGGCGAGACGACAUUUCGAAGUUUGCCCUGGACACUCUUGAAACAGAGCUUGAGUCUGCCAAUGAUAAUGAUGAUUUUAUUCAAGGUUUGAAGCAGGGCGUGAGUUUUGAUGAUUUGGAUGAAAAUUUGGAGAUUGAAGAAAAGCACGAACACAAAAGUACAAGUUUGAGAAAUUAUGACAAGCUUAUGAAGAAAUUCAAGGGCAUGUUUCUUGAAGCCCAAAGAGGUACGGCAAAGACUGAGAGCACUUGA